Molecule: messenger RNA, 1071 nt
Organism: Drosophila novamexicana
Lineage: Eukaryota; Metazoa; Arthropoda; Insecta; Diptera; Drosophilidae
Product: UPF0605 protein GA14893
Exons: 3
Coding region: 100-1071 (323 amino acids)
Source: RefSeq, a predicted model, not a curated record
AUAUAAUUGUAUAUAUUUUAAACAAAACAUCAAUGUUAUAGUUAAAUUUUUCUAAGUAUAAAGUUUUAUUUCCAAAUUUUCUGUAUAAACUGUUAAAAUAUGGAAACAUCCAUAACACCUCAGCCACACUUGGUGCCAGGUUAUACUGGCCACUGUCCGGAGAAUCGUGAUCGCGUUGGCAAAACCUAUGGCAAGCAGACGCACACGCUGCUCAUUGAUCCUUGCAGUAAUCAUGCGCCCGAGCUGAUUGUCGCGCCCAUACACGCCAAACCCGAUCUCAAGGAUUACCCAACCGAGAAUGAGUUGAAGAUCUUAAGCGAUCGCGAGGAGUUUGUCGACUCCGUCUAUCGCCAUCCCAUAAUACCGGGUUAUGCGGGCUUUGUGCCCAACAUGUUCAAGCAGACGGGCAAACGCUAUGUUGCUGCCGCCACCGCGGGCGUGGCUCAGCACGAGACCCUGAUGCAGCUGUACCGAUGCGAGAAUCGCACAUUGCGCCAUCGUGAUCUGCUCGAGAGUGGUCGCGGCUUGUUUGAGCACAAACUGAACGAGCGACUGCUACCGCACUCGCAAUAUCGCGCACCCCUGAUACCCGUUACGCCUGUCAGUAAGGGCAUCAAGGAGGAGAAGUGCCCGCCAACGAAAGAGAAACUACACUACAGUAAGUUCACUUCGCCCCACUUCCUGGAUGAUGAUGACUCGAAUAAGUUCAUCAUCAAUGGCUAUGCUGCCCACAUACCCAUGGCUGUGACGCGGUUCGGUGAGCCCAGCAAGGUGCUCACGCAUAAUGCACUCUGCAGCUUCUCGGACUAUAUGUAUAAGAGGAAGCGGGACUCGUGGUGCUGCGGCCAGGACCUGAGCACACCCGCCAUAAAGUGUCCGCCAGUGGGACACUUUAUUAUUUAUCAUAACAACCAUGGCAUGAAUCCCAGCUAUGCCGGUCAUGUGCCUGGAAAUAUGUACAAGUUCGGGCGAACAUUCGAAAAGACCUCAUAUCAUGCUAAGCGCUGGCUUGAAAUUCACAAGGAUCUCACCCUUUUGCCAGAGAUUGCGAAUUUAGAUUACGAAUACUAA